CUCCCGCCACACGCACACACAAACAGAACAAACUUUUUUUUAAAAUAAUAAUUUAAUCGUUUAGUUUACUCAUUGGAAUACCUUGGACAAAAACAUUAAGUCUGCUUACAUAAUUAAAUGUGGGAGGAAUAGUGAACGACUAACUUCCUGUUAACUACAGAUCCAUGAACAAAUGAAUAAACUAUUUUAACUGUUCGAUAUUUCUACUUCGAUAUCUCCUUGUAAAAUAGCUUACCAUAUAGGCUAUCGUCAAAAACGCUUCACAAAUAUGUUAUUACUAACGCAUGUAGCCUCAAGGCAGCUUUUUACGAAUUCCUCUUGAUUGGUAAAGGACAUUAUCUCACCGCUAACCAAAAAUAAGCUCUCCUGGGAAGUGGACCAGUUCCAGGUGCAACCGCGGUGGCUGAGUAUUGUAAAGGAGAAGGUUUCGGACGUGCUGUGGGUGGACGCCAAAACACGCCAAACCUUCGCGCAUGGACUGUCCGCCCAGCUCCGCCUUCCCGCAGGCCGCGCGGUGCAUACUCGGGUAAUUUAGCCUCGGUGGUUUUCGCGCGUCGGCGACGACAAAUGCGCUUCGACGGAAACAACUCGGAAAACCGUCAGGAACCUAAUUACAGCACCCGAUAGCUUUCACCGGUAGGUGAAAAGUCCAAGGUUGACGAGGAACAUGUCAGGGCAAACAUUCCGAAAGUGAGUGGUUUAAGUUAAGUGUCACAAUUCAGGACAAGAUACUAGAAACAUGCGCUAGCAAGAAACGUCUGUGCUGCUAAAAUGCUGUGGGUGUGUCAGCGUCACCUGCUGCUGCUGCAGAGGUGUUCUCUCAGCAGCUACAUGCAGCCAUCCCAGAAGUCAUUCAGUUCCCACAGACAUGGGAAGAGUCACAAACUGAUGACGCAGCUGUUGACCGGUGUGUUGGUGGGCGUGCCUCUGGCAGCCGGGUUCCGGUACGCCGUCUCAGAGCCACGUGACAGACGGAGGACGAGGAUCUUUGCGGAGGGAGUCGGACGCUUCUUCAGGUCUGUCUCUGUUGGAUUUCUGAUAUCUGUUGAUUACUGGUGGACCUCCACUAUCGUUCUGCAUGGUGUAGAUGAAAGCAGUCCAGAAUACGCCGUGGCCAUGUCGGCAUGCCAUCAGAGGGCGGCUGACAGCAUGGUGUUGGGGGCAGUGCGAAACGGUGGCCUCUACAUAAAGUUGGGGCAGGGUCUCUGUGCCUUUAACCACCUGCUGCCCCCGGAGUAUACCCGCACGCUCCAGCUGUUGGAGGACAAGGCCCUGGACCGCAGGUACAAAGAGGUGGAUGCUUUGUUCCUGGAGGAUUUCAACACCACGCCAAACAAAAUGUUCAAGAGGUUUGACUAUGAACCAAUUGCUGCAGCUAGCUUGGCCCAGGUUCACAAAGCUGAGCUGCCAGAUGGAACACCCGUGGCAGUGAAGGUGCAGUACAUUGACCUCAGGGAUCGAUUUGAUGGGGACAUCAGGACACUGGAGGUUCUUCUGGACAUAGUGAAGUUCAUGCACCCCAGCUUUGGCUUCCGCUGGGUCCUAAAGGACCUAAAAGGGACACUGGCCCAGGAGCUGGACUUUGAGAAUGAGGCAAGGAACGCAGAGCGUUGUGCUGAUGAGCUCAAGCACUUCAAAUUCGUUGUGAUACCCAAAGUGUUCUGGGAGCAGACUAGCAAGAGAGUCCUCACGGCAGAGUUCUGCGAAGGCUGCAAAAUCAACGACGUGGAGGCAAUUAAGAGGCAGGGCCUGAGCUUGAAGGAUACAGCUGACAAACUCAUCCGGACCUUCGCAGAACAGCUGUUCUAUACCGGCUUCAUACAUGCUGACCCUCAUCCUGGAAACGUAUUGGUACGCAGAGGUCCAGAUAAUAAGGCAGAAUUGGUUCUCCUAGAUCAUGGACUCUAUGAGCGCCUCAGCAAAAGUGACAGGGUCGCUUUGUGCCAACUGUGGCGUUCGAUAGUUCUGCGGGAUGAUGAUGCCAUGAAAAGAUACUCUGACGAACUUGGAGUUAAAGAUUACUUCCUUUUCUGCGAGAUGCUCCUACAGCGGCCUAUCGACAUGCGUCAGCUGGGCCUGGGCAACGUGCUGAGCCGUGAGGAGACGUCGUAUAUGCGCUCCAUGGCAACGCAGCACUUUGACAGCAUCAUGCAGGUGCUGAAGUCACUGCCACGGCCUAUGCUGCUCGUAUUCCGCAACAUCAACACGGUGCGCAGCAUCAACACCGUGCUGGGAGCCCCUGUGGACCGAUACUUCCUCAUGGCCAGGAGUGCUGUACGGGGCUGGGGCAAAACCCGGGCUGACAACGCCAGCCUUCUGCCUGGGCUCAGACUCUUCCGCUGGGCCUGGACCUUCUGGGAGAGCUUGAAGUUCGAAUGUGCUUUAAGGUCUGAGAUGUUGAUGAUUGGCCUGACGCGUUCUCUGCUCCGGCUGCUCUCCUACUGUGGAGUUGUCACCCUGGACCAGGACGUCUAUCAGUACCUGAAGUAGUGGCGAGUGUGUUGAACCCAUGUGCCACUCACCGAAGCGGCUCCAUGUGGGGAGGAUGAGCCGGGGAGUCAGCAGCAUGGUCACUCACACUGUUGCUAUGAUGACGUGCAGCAUUCUUUUUCAAACCUUGGCCGGACUCCAUUAUUUACAGACGUGGGUGAUCGCGUAACCUCAUACAUUAGAUCAGUGGAUCCAUUUUGCUUCAGUGCAGCGGUUCUCCUGGACACUUGGACACUUAAAUGCUUUAACACACCAGGCCUAACUGGGAAUGUUGGACAAGUACCUGAGUUGAAUCAAGUGUGUUACGGGAGUGCAGAACAUCUUUAGUAGCUGAACAGUGUCCUACCAACACUACCAGUGUGACCGGCUGAGCCAAAGUGUUAAUACCUCAGAGCUCCUCCCCUCCCAGUCUGACACAGCUCUAGAUUUUUAUUUAUUUAUUUUUUUUGCCAGUCAUGGAUCAGAAGUAGCUUCUAGGCCACAAUGUCUGCACAAACCUGACCAACUGUUAAUUUAUAUAUCUGCUAUGCAAAUGAUUUGUGACCAAGUUGCAUUAUUUUUGGUGCCAAUUAAUUUUUGUAUGUCAAGGAAAGAAAAGAGCUGACCACAUGACUGUUCAGUCAACAUCAGUGUUUGCAUGCUUUGUCUGGCCUGUUGAGUCAAUUCAGCAAGAGCCCAGUGUCUAUUUUAGCAUUCAGCCGGCAGCAGUAGGGCUACAUGACAAGACACUUAGAAGUGAUGAGACCUAAAUUAUCCUGGUAAAGGUGUAUUUAUCUCACACAAUGAAGUAAAACGUGUAAAGUGAAAGUUCAAUUUAAACCAAUUUAAAAAUUAUUUUGCUUAUGAAUAUAUUUGUCACAUUAGCUUUUUUUUUUUUUUUUUGCAGCUAUAUUUUAAUACAUUUAAUAUUUUGUCACCAUGUCAUGCUGCCAAAAUGCAGUUUGGAAUCAGUGACAUGGUAGUCAGGUACAGGGUGUCAGUUUUUCCCACUUAGGAUAAUAGGACCACACCUGCUGUUCUGAGGUCUGUUCAGUAAAUACAUCUGCAAUGUGA
Molecule: messenger RNA, 3543 nt
Organism: Electrophorus electricus (electric eel)
Lineage: Eukaryota; Metazoa; Chordata; Actinopteri; Gymnotiformes; Gymnotidae
Gene: adck5
Product: aarF domain containing kinase 5
Source: RefSeq, a predicted model, not a curated record